Molecule: messenger RNA, 3230 nt
Organism: Tribolium madens (black flour beetle)
Lineage: Eukaryota; Metazoa; Arthropoda; Insecta; Coleoptera; Tenebrionidae
Gene: f
Product: espin
Exons: 10
Coding region: 16-2892 (958 amino acids)
Biological process (GO): actin filament bundle assembly
Cellular component (GO): cytoplasm
Molecular function (GO): actin filament binding
Source: RefSeq, a predicted model, not a curated record
GAAAUUGCGAUAAAAAUGUGUUUGUUAGAGUUAUUCAAAUUGCACGUGACGCACAACAAAACCAUCUCAAAUAAAACAAAAUUUAAAAGCACCACCGGUGCCAGAAUCAAUCGUCUCUAUCCCGAAUUUUUGCUUCUGAAAGUGGGAGAUGAAAGUCUUGAAACAGUGUCGACUUCAAUUGAGGACUCCUUUGAUAACAACUGUUCACGGUUUCAUUUGCGAAUGCAGGAAAAUGAAAAAAGACACGGCAGGCUGAACGUUCUUCGCUGGUUACUUUGGGAGGCGGAAUUCCGCGGCGGCAGCAACAUGCCGGCCUUAGAUCGCCCCACGAACACCACUCUAGCUCUCCAUUACGCUGCCGCCAGAGGAUGUCUAGACUGCGUCCGUCUUCUGGUCGACUCGACUCCGGACUUGAGUGCCAACACUCAGAUGGACAAUGAUGUCACACCGGUCUACUUGGCCGCCCAGGAGGGCCACUUGGAUGUGCUUAAGUUCCUAGUUUUGGAAGCGGGAGGCUCACUCUACGUCCGCGCCAAAGACGGCAUGGCCCCCAUACAUGCUGCCUCUCAGAUGGGGUGUCUCAACUGUGUCAAAUGGAUGAUACAAGAGCAGGGGGUGGACCCCAAUUUACGAGACGGUGAUGGGGCGACUCCACUACAUUUCGCUGCCUCACGGGGGCAUCUCGAGACUGUCCGCUGGCUGCUCAAACAUGGUGCGAGACUCUCGCUCGAUAAAUAUGGUAAAAGUCCCAUCAAUGAUGCCGCAGAAAAUCAACAAGUCGAGUGUUUGAAUGUGCUGGUGCAACACGGGACGACGCCGGAUUACAAAGAUGGAAAGAAGACUUGCUCGUGUACCAGGAAAAGCGAGCAGUUGAAAAGGGGGAAUAGUGUCGGAAGUGAUUGCUCGAGCUGCAAACCGGCUGAGAACGACAAUUCCGAACCGUUUUAUCUCCACCCUCCCAUUGGAGGACGUACCAUGGAAGCUCCACAUGCCCCCCAAGACGGUUUGUACAUCAACCCCAUGAAUAAUCACAGACACAGCGCCUCGAGUGCUUCUGAAACCAGCUCAAAUGAAAGUAUCAACGGAGAAUCAUUCUACUUGCACAACCCCCAGGAAGUGAUCUAUAACAGAGUCAAGGAUUUAUUCGAGACGCCCCAAAGGCAACCUCUCUCUGCCCUCACAGUAAAAGUGGAAGUACACUCCAGCAGCAGCGGAGCGGGGUCAGACGAGAACCUCUCAUCUUCGGACCUAUCGGAACGUUCCGGCGACCAUGACCACGACUACGAAGACAUCUAUUUAGUCCGCGAAGAGUCCGACAAAAAAACGGAGAAGCAAGCGAAUGUUCGUUCGCGAUCGCGCGACAGCGGAUCACACAGUCGUUCCGGGUCGGCAAGUUCGUCGAAUUCUGGGUGCAAUGUCGUGGUGAAGGUUACACCAAAUAAUAAAACCAACGAGUUUUUGCCCAAACCGCAAAAAUAUGAGAAAAUCGAAAAGAAGAAAGAGGAGGAGGAUGGGGAGAAGACCAAACUGGGCGAGAGGCAUUCCGUACCGCCGAAGAACGUGACGCCAAAUGCGAAAGUCUUGAAGAGGGUGACGUCGACGCCGGGAAAUAUUUGUCCGCCGCCGCCACCUCCGCCACCUCCGGUUAGUGAGAAGAAGGAAAUAAGUGAAGAGGAUGAGCCUAGGGGGGCCGAAGUUGUGGAAAUUGUAGAAGAGGCGACGUUGAAGCCGUCGGAAAUUGCGAAAGGGAUGUGUAAGACGCUCUCGGCGUUAACGACUCGUCGACUUAACUCCUCCUGCUCAGAUCUGACCAUUGUUAGUCUAAGCACCGAUACCGAAGACACCGAGAAGCACGGACCCAACUUGGUCAACAAGCAAAGAGUGCUACCUUUCAUCCCUCCGAGUUUCCCCGGAAGUGCCAACUCGAACAACCUGAUCAAACCCUCUGAAUAUUUGAAGAGUAUCAGCGAUAAAAGAUCAUCAGCAUCUUCAAUUAGAAGCAACUCGGAGAGCGAGGAAGUGGUUAUGACUGCUGAAGAGAAAGAAACUCAGAAUAUUCAAGGACCACCGCCACCACCCUUACCUGAAUUGACACCAAUCGACCAAAACGGAAAAAUUGAAACCAACACCGAUACAGUUAAAAAACAGCAACAACCACUCUCUGCCAUCAGUAUCCAGGACUUAAAUUCGGUGCAAUUGAGAAGAACGGACAAAAUGGUCGCUUCGAAAACAUUCUCGGCGCCUACCAGAAGUAUGAGUCUUCAGUGUCUCCCAAGUGAGCCGUUUUUGGCACAAAAAACGGACCUAAUCGCUGAAUUGAAACUCUCAAAGGACAUACCAGGGAUAAAAAAACUGAAAAUCGAAAGAGCCAAAGUCGAAGAAACUCGCGAAAAACAACUCUAUACCGAAAUUUCGAAACAAUUCACUGCGACCAAAUUCGUGGAAAAGAUUCCUGAUAAGGACAACACUGGUAACGUCAUACCGGCCUGGAAACGCCAGAUGUUGGCGAAGAAAGCGGCCGAGCGAGCACGCAAAGAGCUCGAAGAGCAGAUGUUGAGAGAGGCAGAGGAAAAAAGAAUGCAAGCCAUACCACAAUGGAAACGUCAAUUAAUGCAGAAAAAAGAAGAGGCGGAAAACAGAAUGAGGUCAACAAUAUACACCCCAAAAGUGGUCGAUGAUCCCCGAUCUUUGAAAAUCCAAGAAACACAUGAGUGUCUAAAACAGGCCACCCAACCAGAAGAAAAGAAAUCGACCGAAGAUAUCAAUAAUAACGAAAGUGUUAAGGAAACGGUCAAUCAAACGGAAGAGGAAGAACCUGAAGAAGACACGAACAUAAUACCAUGGCGAGCGCAGCUCAGGAAAACCAACAGUAAACUGAAUUUAUUGGAUUAGUCGUAUAGUUACGUUGUUAUUUCCAGUCCUGUAAAGUGUAAAAUCAUUGUUAUCUAUUUUAUAUUUUAAGGUAACAGUUGCAAUAUUAGACUAAGUUAAGACAAGUCAAUUAUGUGAUGUAUGUUUUUUAUUAUUUUUAGAACUAUGUUAUAAUUUAGCAAUAAAUUGACUGAAGCCGGCUUUUACCGGCUAUUACCUAUUAAAUUAUUGGAAAUUGUAGCUCGACUACGAUUUUUUAAGCUUGUGAAGGUUCGGGAACAGUUCUAGCUUCAAUAUUCAAAUUUCUGAACAUGUAUUGUAUCAUAUUGUAGUCGCUUUUCAUAUAAUAAAGACGUAAU